Molecule: messenger RNA, 1830 nt
Organism: Oryzias melastigma (Indian medaka)
Lineage: Eukaryota; Metazoa; Chordata; Actinopteri; Beloniformes; Adrianichthyidae
Gene: plin3
Product: perilipin 3
Exons: 8
Coding region: 214-1515 (433 amino acids)
Biological process (GO): lipid storage; positive regulation of triglyceride storage
Cellular component (GO): cytosol; lipid droplet
Source: RefSeq, a predicted model, not a curated record
ACCCCUCAGUGUGGUUUCAGGUGAGUCAUCAUCAGGUCGGAUCAGGAGGAAUCUCGGAGCGAUGACGCUGGUCUGUGCUGUGAUCCGAUUGGCUGUAAGUUGAGAGGCCCCGCCCUUCCCGCAGACUUGACUUGUUGCUGAACUUCAGCGUGGAAACAGCUGGAAGGACCCGCGCGCGCUGCUCCGUCUCACAGGUUUAAUCCAGCACUCACCAUGGCAGACAGUGGAAAGACGGCUGAGGGCGGAGCUACACCGCCGGCCAACGAAGACCAUGAGACGGUGGUUUCCCGGGUCACCAACCUGACCCUGGUCAGCUCGGCGUGCGACGUGGUCUCCAGCGCCUACAGCACCACCAAAGACAGCGUGCCGCUGCUGAAGGGGGUGAUGGACGCUGCCGAGUCUGGGGUCCGGACGCUGGGGGCCGCCGCCGCUGUGGGCUCCAAACCUUUGAUGGACAUGAUUGAACCGCAGUUGGCGACGGUGAACGAGUUCGCCCUGAAAGGUCUGGACAAGAUGGAGGAAAAACUGCCGAUUCUGCACCAACCAGCAGACAAGGUGGUGUCGGAUACUGUGGGAAUGGUGUACCAGUCUGUGGCGGGAGCCAAGGAUGCGGUGGUGGGGGCGGUGAUGGGGGGUGUGGAGCUGACCCGGGCAGCGGUCAGCGGCGGUCUCAGCACGGUCAUGAGCACCAGGAUGGGCCAGAUGGUCAGCAGUGGGAUGGGGGUGGCCCUGAGCCGCUCUGAGGACUGGGUGGACCAGAACCUGCCGCUCACCGAGAGGGAGCUGGCUGCCGUCGCUGAACCUGCCGGCGUUGGCGGCGAGGUGGCAGCGCCCCCAGACAGCCCCAGCUACUUUGUCCGUUUGGGGAAGCUCUCCGCCAAAGUUCAGGAGCGAGCUCUGGAGCAUUCCCUGAUCCGUGCACAGCGGGCCCGGGAUGCAACCUACGCGGCCGUGGCUCAGAUCACCAGCACUCUGGACCUGGUGGAGAGCGCCCGUGCCGGGCUGGGUGCAGCCGGUAACAAGAUGGGAGAAGCCUCUGAGCAGCUGCUGCAGCGCUGGAACGAGUGGAAGCAGAAGCAGGAAGGAGACGGACGCUCGGAGUCGGAGCCAGACGGGAACGCCGGACGCUUGCAGUCGGAGCCGGAUGGAAGCAAAGAUGAAUCCGAGCAGCUGGAAUGGCGAGCUCUCUCCAUGGUUCAGGAUUUAAGCGAGCAGCUGAAGUCGGCGUGCUCCGGCGUGGUGUCGAGCGCUCAGGGUCUGCCGGCUGCCGUCCAGGAACAGCUGACCAACGCUCGACAAGCUGCCGAUGAGCUGCAGUCUUCUCUGGGGGGGGCGUCCAACAUCACACCUCUGCUCCUGGAGCGAAGCCGUCUGCAGCUGAAACAAGUCCAGAACUCCCUGGAUGGCGUCAUGGAGUACCUCCUGCACAACACGCCGCUGAACUGGCUGGUGGGACCGUUUGUGGCUCAGAGGGGUGAAGCUGUGGCGAUGGAGCAGAUGACGCCCCAAAAGUGAAGAUGCUCAUCAGCUCCUGUGGGGUGAAGAUGUGGCGAUGGAGCAGAUGACGCCCCAAAAGUGAAGAUGGUCAUCAGCUGCUGUGGGGAUGGAGAAGCUAUGUUUACUGAAGAUUGAGCCAUUUUUGGAAAUAAAAAGUGUUCAUUAGAUAAAAAAAAUCUAAUGUUUGUCAUAUUCUUAGUGCCUAAUGUGAGAUUAUUAACACUAUUCAGAACAAAAAUGGAAUUCCUUAUUUUUACUGUCUUGAUUCAGUUUCCUUUUAAAAUUGUGCCUAAAACAUCAUCACUGUACAGCUUCAAAUAAAUAAAAAAUACA